This is a messenger RNA of Pezoporus occidentalis (night parrot), 8324 nucleotides long. It is a transcript of the gene RIMS2, whose product is annotated as regulating synaptic membrane exocytosis 2. Gene Ontology annotation, molecular function: transmembrane transporter binding; small GTPase binding. The transcript has 36 exons. Bases 368 to 5620 code for a protein of 1750 amino acids. Gene Ontology annotation, cellular component: cytoskeleton of presynaptic active zone; presynaptic membrane. The record is from RefSeq and is a predicted model, not a curated record. NCBI's taxonomy places the organism in Eukaryota, Metazoa, Chordata, Aves, Psittaciformes, Psittacidae. Gene Ontology annotation, biological process: regulation of membrane potential; regulation of synaptic plasticity; intracellular protein transport.
UAGGACAAUCGCUCUCGCACCCAAACCACAGCGCUCCCGCAGGAAUCCUGCCCUUUCCCCGCUCCCUCCACUCCCCGCCUCUGGCCCUUCCUCUCCCAGCGCUGCUCUCUCCCCCCCCGCUCCCCCAGCUCGCCCCCGGGGCCCCUCCGUCCCCGUCCUCCCGCUGCCCCCGGCGAGCCGGUGGCCGGGCGGGUGGCAGCGAGGUCGGGGCUGCUGGCCACCCCGCCCCUACCCGGAGGGGCCGUCAUUAGGCUGCCGGUUGAUUACAGGGUAUUGAUUUGUAUGUGCUUCUCCCGGCGCCGGCGGCGGCCGCUCCCGCUGGAGUUAGGGCAGCGCUUUCCGUAGCGGCGGCGAGCUCCCUUCAAACAUGUCGGCUCCCGCCGGGCCCCGGGGUGGCCCCGCUGCUCCCCAGCCUCCGCAGGCUCCUCAGCCCGAGAUGCCGGACCUCAGCCACCUCACGGAGGAAGAGCGGAAGAUCAUUCUGGCCGUCAUGGACCGCCAGAAGAAGGAAGAGGAGAAGGAGCAAUCCGUGCUCAAGGUCAAAGAAGAGCAAAAACCACAGCUGACACAGUGGUUUCCCUUUAGUGGGAUCACUGAGCUGGUAAAUAACGUUCUUCAACCACAGCAAAAACAGCAAAAUGAAAAGGAGCCCCAGACAAAAUUGCAUCAGCAGUUUGAAAUGUAUAAGGAGCAAGUGAAGAAGAUGGGUGAAGAAUCUCAGCAGCAGCAGGAGCAGAAGGGUGAUGCCCCAACCUGUGGCAUCUGCCACAAAACAAAAUUUGCUGAUGGCUGUGGCCAUAACUGUUCAUAUUGCCAAACUAAAUUCUGUGCACGCUGUGGAGGAAGAGUGUCUUUACGGUCAAAUAAGGAGGACAAAGUGGUAAUGUGGGUAUGUAACUUGUGCCGAAAACAACAGGAAAUCCUCACAAAAUCAGGAGCCUGGUUCUAUAAUAGUGGAUCGAACGCACCGCAGCAGCCUGACCAAGAAGGUAAUAGAGGUCAGCGGAAUGAGGAAGCACCUCAAGAGAAAAAAGCAAAGUUGCAGGAGCAUUCACAGUACCAAGGACCGCCAGGUGACAUAUCCACACAAGUUUUGGACAAAAACAGAUCACAAGGGCUCACAAGACAAGACUCAAUUAAGAAUGGUUCAGGUGUAAAGCAUCAAGUAACAAGUGACACAACAUCAGACAGGAAAAGAAGCCCAUCAAUAUCAAGAGAACAGAAUAGAAGAUACGAUCAAAGGGACGAGCGAGACGAAUAUCCACAGUAUGCUACAUCAGACAGUGCGAUGCCCAGGUCACCAUCAGAUUAUUCAGAUAGGCGGUCACAGCGUGGGCCUCAGUUAUAUGAAGAACCUGAACUGGGUGAUUAUAGAGAUUCAAACAGAAGGAGUCGCAGGCGUUCCAAGGAGUAUUCGGUAGAAGAGGAAGAUGCACAAAACAGGGAAGAAUAUGAAAGGCAGCGGAGGGAAGAGGAAUACCAGGCACGAUACCGAAGUGAUCCUAAUUUGGCUCGUUAUCCUGUCAAGCCACAACCAUAUGAGGAACAAAUGCGUAUCCAUGCUGAAGUGUCCCGAGCACGCCAUGAGCGGAGACAUAGUGACGUCUCACUCGCAAAUACUGAGUUGGAAGAUUCUCGGAUGUCCAUGCUGAGGAUGGAACGACCAUCCAGGCAAAGAUCAGUAUCUGAGCGCAGGGCUGCCAUGGAAAAUCAGCGUUCAUACUCUAUGGAAAGAACUCGAGAGGCUCAGGGACCAAGUCCCAGUCGUCAGAGGACCACAAAUCAUAGCCCUCCUACACCUAGGAGGAGUCCAAUUCCUUUGGAUAGACCAGACAUGAGGCGUUCUGAUUCAUUAAGGAAACAACACCAUUUGGAUCCCAAUUCUGCUGUACGGAAAACAAAACGUGAAAAGAUGGAGACCAUGUUACGGAAUGAUUCACUCAGCUCAGACCAGUCUGAAUCUGUCAGACCUCCACCACCAAAGCCCCAUAAAACAAAAAAGGGAGGUAAAAUGCGCCAGGUUUCAUUAAGUAGCUCUGAAGAAGAAUUGGCAUCCACUCCGGAGUAUACAAGUUGUGAUGAUGUAGAGAUUGAAAGUGAAAGUGUUAGUGAAAAAGGGGACAGUCAAAGGGGAAAAAGAAAAACUAGUGAGCAGGCAGUUUUGUCGGAUUCUAACACCUUAUCCGAGAGGCAAAAGAAAAUGGUGUGCUUUGGUGGCCACUCUCUGGAAGAGGACUUGGAAUGGUCUGAGCCUCAGAUAAAAGACUCUGGGGUAGAUACGUGUAGUAGCACAACUCUAAACGAGGAACAUAGCCAUAGCGAGAAGCAUCCAGUAACUUGGCAACCAUCCAAAGAUGGAGACCGUCUCAUUGGUCGGAUUUUGUUAAAUAAACGGCUAAAAGAUGGAAGUGUGCCUAGAGACUCGGGAGCAAUGCUUGGAUUAAAGGUAGUGGGAGGAAAGAUGACUGAAUCAGGUCGACUCUGCGCAUUUAUCACCAAAGUUAAAAAAGGAAGCUUAGCUGAUACGGUGGGGCAUCUUAGACCAGGUGAUGAAGUAUUAGAAUGGAAUGGAAGGCUACUACAAGGAGCCACCUUUGAGGAGGUGUAUAACAUCAUUUUAGAAUCCAAACCUGAGCCACAAGUAGAGCUGGUUGUUUCAAGACCAAUAGGGGACAUUCCCAGAAUACCUGACAGCACACAUGCACAGCUGGAGUCCAGUUCUAGUUCGUUUGAAUCUCAAAAAAUGGACCGACCUUCUAUUUCAGUGACUUCUCCUAUGAGUCCAGGCAUGUUAAGGGAUGUUCCACAGUUCUUGUCUGGACAACUUUCAAGCCAAAGCCUUAGUAGAAGAACAACGCCUUUUGUUCCUAGGGUUCAGAUAAAACUGUGGUAUGACAAGGUUGGUCAUCAGUUAAUAGUGACGAUACUGGGAGCAAAGGAUCUUCCUUCAAGGGAAGAUGGGAGGCCAAGGAAUCCUUAUGUUAAAAUUUACUUUCUUCCAGACAGAAGUGAUAAAAAUAAAAGAAGAACAAAAACAGUAAAGAAAACAUUGGAACCUAAGUGGAAUCAGACAUUCAUUUAUUCUCCAGUUCAUCGGAGAGAGUUUAGAGAACGAAUGUUAGAAAUUACUCUUUGGGACCAAGCACGAGUUCGAGAGGAAGAGAGUGAAUUUUUAGGAGAGAUUCUUAUUGAGUUAGAGACAGCACUACUAGAUGAUGAACCUCACUGGUACAAACUCCAGACACAUGAUGUCUCUUCAUUGCCACUUCCCCAUCCCUCACCAUAUUUGCCACGCAGACAGCUCCAUGGAGAAAGUCCCACAAGGAGGUUACAAAAUAAAGGCUUAUAUUCAUAUAAUUCAGGGUCCAAAAGAAUCAGUGACAGUGAAGUUUCUGAUUAUGACUGUGAUGAUGGAAUCGGUGUUGUUUCAGAUUAUCGACAUAAUGGGAGAGAUCUUCAAAGUUCAACACUAUCAGUGCCAGAACAAGUUAUGUCAUCUAAUCAUUGCUCUCGAUCAGGGUCCCCUCACCGUGGAGAUAGUAUAGGACGGACUAGAUCGUGGUCUCCCAGUGUCCCUCCCCCACAAAGUCGGAAUGUGGAUCAGGGACCACGAGGGACUCGAUCUACUCCUGCGCAUUACAAUACCCUGAACCGAAUGGAUAGACACCGUGUUAUAGAUGACCACUACUCCCCGGACACAGAGAGGAGGACUAGGCAGGAGAGAAGAGUGCCUAAUUCAUAUUAUGACGACACAACCUAUACUCCUGAAAGGUGGUACAAUGGUGCAAGUUCUUGGGCAGAUCAUGUAGUCAAUGGGUCAGCUGAAAAAUAUGGGAAUUGUGAAGCAGCAGAUAGACAGCCAUAUCAAAGAUCCAGAUCAACAGAGCAACGUCCUAUGCUAGAGCGGACCAACUCCCGCUCCCGAUCCACAGAGCGUCCUGACUCAAACCUCAUCAGGUCGAUGCCUUCAUUAAUGACUGGAAGAUCUGCCCCUCCUUCACCUGCCUUACCGAGGUCACAUCCUCGAACUGGGUCUGUUCAGACAAGCCCAUCAAGUACUCCAGUAGUAGGGCGAAGGGGCAGGCAAUUACCACAGCUCCCACCAAAGGGGACGUUGGAGAGAAACAAUGGAGACAAGGAAAUAGAAUCUUAUGAAGAAGAAAAGAAAGCAGAUCCAGAGAAUGGGGAUACAGGUGCAAUGGAUGUAGAAGACAGGAAUCGCCAAAUGAAAAUGAGCAAGUACAAACAGUAUCGGUCAGGACGGGAUCCUCAGCGAGGCUCAGACAAUGUUUCUAACAAGUCUUCGGACAGUGAUGUCAGCGAUGUCUCUGCUGUGUCACGGACAAGCAGUGCGUCACGUUUCAGCAGCACAAGCUACAUGUCUGUCCAGUCAGAGCGUCCAAGAGGAAACAAGAAAAUAAGAAGCACAAGGGAUAUAGAGGGGAAAAAAGAGGGAGGGCUGGAAGGGGAUGAACAAGAUGGAGUAUUUCCUGAGGAGGAAGAAAAAGAGCAGGAGGAGGAAAAAGCAAAGGAGCAAGAAGUUAAUGGAAAAGGGGAAGGGCAAGAGGUGACAGAGAACUGUGAUCAGGAGGAAAUCAAAGGAUCAGGGCAUGAUGAAAAAGCUCAAGAAGACCAAGCUGAGGAAGGGAAGGAGGAUGACAGUGUCUUUACAUCCAAAAUGCAAAGCAGACAGAUGGGCGUCUCAGGAAAGAACAUGACCAAGAGCACCAGCAUCGGCGGGGAUAUGUACACACUGGAGAAGAAUGAUGGCAGCCAGUCAGAUACUGCAGUGGGCACUGUUGGCGGUGGUGGCAAAAAGAGACGCUCCAGCAUCGGUGCAAAGAUGGUUGCCAUCGUGGGUCUCUCACGGAAAAGCCGUAGCACGUCACAACUCAGCCAAACUGAAGCAGGGGGCAAGAAGCUGCGGAGCACGGUCCAAAGGAGCACUGAGACAGGGCUGGCUGUGGAGAUGAGGAACUGGAUGACCCGUCAGGCCAGCCGGGAGUCAACGGAUGGGAGCAUGAACAGCUACAGCUCUGAGGGAAAUUUGAUCUUCCCUGGUGUGAGGUUGGCUGCAGACAGCCAGUUCAGUGAUUUUCUGGAUGGACUUGGUCCUGCCCAGCUUGUAGGACGACAGACUUUGGCAACACCGUCAAUGGGAGAUAUCCAGGUGGGAAUGAUGGACAAGAAGGGACAACUGGAAGUAGAAAUAAUCCGAGCCCGUGGCCUUGUUGUAAAACCAGGUUCAAAGACACUGCCAGCACCAUAUGUAAAGGUGUAUCUAUUAGAAAAUGGAGUCUGCAUAGCCAAAAAGAAAACAAAGGUAGCAAGAAAAACGCUGGAACCACUUUAUCAGCAACUUCUAUCAUUUGAAGAAAGUCCCCAAGGAAAAGUUUUACAGAUAAUUGUUUGGGGAGACUAUGGACGUAUGGACCACAAAUCCUUUAUGGGAGUGGCACAGAUACUUUUAGAUGAACUGGACCUGUCCAACAUGGUGAUUGGGUGGUUCAAACUCUUCCCUCCUUCUUCCCUAGUAGACCCAACUUUAGCUCCUCUCACUAGAAGAGCUUCCCAAUCAUCUCUUGAAAGUUCAACAGGACCUUCGUAUGCUCGCUCAUAGCAGCUGUGAAACUGUUGUCAUAGCAACCAGCGUUACAAAAAAUAAAAUUACAGGUCGCAAACCCUGGUAACACUGCAUGCUUAAUGUUGUGUCUUCUGAGCCUGUUUCUAGGGCUGCAAAGCGAUCCUGUGUUCUCAAGGAAGUUGCACACAUUGUGCCCUAUGGAAGGCCCUCAGGUGAAAGACUGAAGUCAUGAGGAACUGAUAGGUUUGGAGUUCAGGGACACUCAGUUUUGGUCCAAUCUGAAGCCAUGGACUAAACUAAAAGAAUCAAUCUGUUUCAUGCAACAAAAGUCCUUUCAAUGGCAUAUCUGUUUUGUUGCUCCCAUUUCUUUAUUUAUCCGCCCUCCCCUCCUAAGGCUUGGUUAUGCCACAGAAAUGGAGUUACUCUCCCAUGAAGCCAUGUUACAAGUGAGUGGAUUAGCAGACAUUGGAAGAAAAGAAGAAUGUAAGAAUGCUGGAGAAGUUGACUGUUGUUUGAAACAGUUGCUUGAGAUCUGAAAACUGUACUGAAAAGGUUCAACACUUAAAAGUGGUGGGCUUCAUACCUCCAGCUAUAGAUACAGUGAAACCCCAGAUAUGAUGGACUAAAAAAUAAAGUUCUGUGGAUAUACUGCACUGUAUGAAAUUAAAGAAACUUUUUGCAUGGACACAGAUUUAGCUGAACACUUAAAUUAUUUUCUUGGGGCUGCAACUUGCAAAAAAAAAAAAGAAAAAAUCAGCCAUUUUCAACAAUUUAUAUUAUUUUUAAAAAUAAAUUUCACUAGUGCAUGGUUUUAAAGGGAAGAGAAUGCAACAGGAUGAUGCAAAGACACACCACGUUUAUCAUUCUUUAAACCAGUCAUGGUCUGUAUUUUUGCAGACGUAUAUUAAAAAGAAAAAAUAAUUUCUAGCAAAUAUUUAAAAUUCUGUUUAUGUGACAAGAAAUAAGUGUAAUAUAUUAAAUUUAUUUAAAUGUAAAAGGUACAAGCCUUGUAAAGUUCAACAUAAUGUGCAAAUUGUAUACUUCUUUUUCCUCCUCCUUUCUCUUAUCUCUCCUCCCAGUCUCCCUUCUUCCUUUGACUCUUUUUUCCCUCUACCUCCCAGGAUGAUCAUCAUAUUCUAAAAUGCCUACCUUUUGACUUAUUGUUAGUCUCUUAUGCCCCAUUUGGUUCAGGGUUGCAGAUUGCUCUGCAUUUCUGAAUUAUUUGAGAAAAAUAUUGUUUAAGAAUGUUUUUUUUUUUCAAGCAUGUUGAAAAGGAUUUGCAACAUGGCUUGGGAGUACAUUAAUGUAAUUCAGCAUGUAUUUGAUAAAGAAGAUAUUUGAACUUUUUGCAAUUUAUUGUACAGUGCAUGGUAAUUUAUUUUCAUUUUUUCUCACCUUCAAAUUGAAUUCUGCAGGAAAAUACUGGAAUCAUGUGGCCAUUGUAAGAUGUCUUCAAUAAAUUUGUUUUCAGCACCAGCAUCUUUCAUUCAAAGGUUGAACUAUCAUUUCUUGAAGGUUUUUGAAAAGAUGAAAAAUGAAGUACCUGGUUGAUCUUUAGGAAACAAAUUUAAACACUUUUAUUUGCACUAAACCAAAUUGAUAGCUACAUUUUUGCAAUUGCAAAAGCAACAAAGGUUGCUGAUUUGUGCAGUUCUGCUGUAAAGUUCAAUUUUCACAAACUACAUUUGUGUUGCAAAUUACAUAAUUAGGGAAUAUCAAUCUGGAAAAUAUCAGUCUUUGGUUCAUAAAAUAGCCUUAAAGAAAGUUUAUCAGUACUACUCUGACAGAUGUUUGACAUUUUUACCAGAACCCUCACUGCAGUCAAUGGAUCUUCAAAAACCUGGUGUUUGUAGCAGGCAGUAACUACUGUUGGGUGGUGCUGCAAGUUCAAGCUUCUCAUUAAAUUACAUUAUUUAAAGAGAAUGUAACUGGCUAACAUUUAAUAACAAAAUAUCCUUCUUUUUUCUGGGUCUUUGUAUGCCUUUAAUACUAUUUAAGGUUAAAUGUUGAAACCUUGCAAUAAUUUUUUUGAAAUAUACAUUACAUUUACCUGUAAGGCCACACAGAAUUAUUCUGAUUUUAUUUGAAAAUCUAUUGAACUUUCCCAUUAAGAAAUUGUGCAUGCCUCAUACAAGGGCAAAAGUAAUAACAGUAUCACUUAAAAUGCCUUUUACUUUGUGCAAUAUCAUAUAAAUCAAGAUUGUGUCUUGUCUUCAGAGUUUAUAUAAUGGAUUAUUGUUAAGUUAAUGGACAGACUGGUAAAAUUAUAUUUAUUGAAAUAAUUUAGACACCUGUCUACCAUCAGCAAAUAAAUACUGCUAACAUGCAGUCUACCGUAUCCCCUAGGAUAUUAAACAAAAAUUACAUACUGUGAGAUGUGCUUAUGCAUUCUUGUAUGCAUAGUCCUAUAUAAAUUAUUUCAAAUUUUAAAAUCAAGGACAUGACGCAUGAAAGGUUUGUACAUACUUGUCAUUAUGCAGUAUUUAUUUAAAAAAAAAAAUGUAUUUUUUUUUUUAUUUUCACAUGUCUGCAACUUUACUUAUGAUUUAGUCAUGUAAAUAGCACUAUUCCAGUGAUCACUGCUGUCUUGUACAUAGUACGUUUUAAAAAGUCAAAAGGAAUUACAGUUGGGGGGACAAAAAAAAAGGGCAGAUUAGGCCUGUAAUAAACAACAACUAAUGUAAAUCGAACUCAUUCUGGUGAUGGUAUUUAACACUUUAAAUAAAACAUUUUCUUUACA